Messenger RNA from Zasmidium cellare ATCC 36951, 687 nucleotides. RefSeq lists its product as uncharacterized. The transcript is spliced from 3 exons. Lineage: Eukaryota; Fungi; Ascomycota; Dothideomycetes; Mycosphaerellales; Mycosphaerellaceae. The record is from RefSeq and is a predicted model, not a curated record. The coding region runs from base 1 to 687 and encodes 228 amino acids.
AUGGCUUCCCUCCGCCUUGCAUUUCCUCGUGGAGGAUUCCCUCUCCACUCAAAACAACUUCAGCGAUUACGCUUCACCCCUAGCAUACGACACGCAUCGACGACACCACCUCCCAAACCACGAGUAUUAGAGAAGCCAGACAAGUUCCGUCCACCAUCACAUCCAUCGCGACUUCGAAGUAAGCCCAAAUACAACUAUGGACCCGAUCUAUCCCAGGAGCAGAAGGCGAAGCGAUACCCUCACAUGAUGCCCCCAGAAGGAACGUUUCUGCAUUGGUUCCUCACGAAUAGAUCAAUCCAUGUAUGGAUCAGCAUGUCCGUUCUCAUCUCCCUCAUCUUCGGAAUCUGGCUCAGCGACUUCCUCAACAACACCCCCUACCGCGACCUCCUACCCCCCAACUCCAUGUUCUGGGCCCAUCCCUUCCAAUUCCUCGCUCGCUGGGGCGAAGUAUACAACAUGCACGUCGCGUACGUCAGUCAGCAGACAGCGGAAAUGAGGAAGCAGAAAGUGGAGGAUGUGAAGAAGAGGUCGGAGUACAGGAAAGCUCAUGGGAUUGAGGAGAGUGAGGGGAUCUUGGGUGGGUGGACUGCGAGGAUGGCAGAUGAAGUGACCGGUCAAGGCGAGACCUAUAUUGACUUCGAGGGCAAGCAGCAGCCGGCCAAGAAGAAGUGGUUUGGCAUAUGGUAG